Molecule: messenger RNA, 2682 nt
Organism: Anarrhichthys ocellatus (wolf-eel)
Lineage: Eukaryota; Metazoa; Chordata; Actinopteri; Perciformes; Anarhichadidae
Gene: ulk3
Product: unc-51 like kinase 3
Exons: 17
Coding region: 116-1525 (469 amino acids)
Biological process (GO): autophagosome assembly; reticulophagy; peptidyl-serine phosphorylation
Cellular component (GO): phagophore assembly site; phagophore assembly site membrane; autophagosome
Molecular function (GO): ATP binding; protein serine/threonine kinase activity
Source: RefSeq, a predicted model, not a curated record
UGUCAGCUGACCACUGCAGUACAGCAACGUAAACACUGACUUCCCAUUCUUGUGAUGUGGAGCUGUUAGCCUACAGGCCAGACUGAUUGGGGAAUUUGAUGUCGCUGUCGUCAGCAUGGCCUCCACCUCCAGCUUUGCUCCUCCAAAACUGUCCGACUUCAUCCUCACGGAGCGGCUGGGCAGUGGUACCUAUGCUACAGUCUACAAGGCCUACAGAAAGGGGGACAGUCGAGAGGUGGUGGCGGUGAAGGUGGUUGGGAAGAAGACUCUGAACAGGGCGUCUACUGAAAACCUGCUCACAGAGAUUGAAAUGCUCAAGACGAUGAGCCACCCUCAUAUAGUCCAGCUGAAAGACUUUCAGUGGGAUGCUGAGAAUAUUUAUCUGAUCCUGGAGUGGUGCUCUGGUGGAGAUCUAUCCUGCUUCAUACGCAGCCGCAGGAUUAUACCUGAGAGGGUGGUCCGGCGCUUCCUGCAACAGAUUGCCUGUGCCCUCCAGUUUCUUCAUGAGCGAAACAUCUCACACCUGGACUUGAAACCACAGAACAUUCUGCUCAGCGGCUCCGUCCUAAAACUAGCAGAUUUCGGUUUCGCCCAGUACAUGUCACCAUGGGAUGAGCAGAGUGUCCUGAGAGGCUCUCCUCUUUACAUGGCUCCCGAGAUGGUGUGCCGACGCCAGUACGACUCCAGGGUGGACCUCUGGUCAGUCGGAGUCAUUCUCUAUGAGGCACUGUUUGGGCGAGCACCAUUUGCAUCAAGGUCAUACGCCGAAUUGGUGGAGAAGAUCCGGAGCAACCAACCCAUCGAGCUCCCUCCCAGGGCCAGGGUAUCCAAGGACUGCAGAGACCUUCUGCUGCGGCUGCUGGAGAGAAACCCAGAUGCCCGGAUCACCUUCGCCGAGUUCUUCGCCCACCCUUUCGUGGACAUGGAGCACAUGCCGAGCGCAGAGAGCCUAGUGAAAGCGAAAGAGCUGGUCCUGCAGGCCGUCCAGAAGGACCAGCAGGGAGAGAGGUCCGCCGCGCUGUCUCUUUACUGCAGUGCCCUUGAGCACUUUGUCCCCUCCAUUCACUACGAGACGGACCGACAACGUAAAGACGCCAUCAGGCAGAAGGUCCGCCAGUAUGUGUCCAGAGCCGAGGAGCUGAAGGCCCUGGUGGCCUCGGACAACAGGUUGAGCUUUGAGGAGGCCCGCACCUCCAGGGAUGUCCUCCGAGAAAUGUCUCGAGACCAACCACGGCUGCUGGCUGCUCUGGAGGUGGCCUCCGCUGCCAUUGCUAAGGAGGAGAGCGGGGUGGAUGAUCUCGAGGCCCUGGAUGUGUACCAACAGUGUUUAGGAGAACUACUGUUGGCGCUAGCAGGCGAGCCCCAGGGCUGCAGGAAGGAGCUGCUCCACAGCGAGAUUAAAAGCCUCAUGACCAGAGCUGAAUACCUCAAAAAGCAUGUCAAGAUGCAGGAGACUCAGAGGGACGCGUCUCUGGACCGAGAACAUCUCGCGGACUCCGUCAGAAGCUCUUGCUGUUUGCAGUAAGCCGGACGGCCACCGUGGGAAACUGAGCUGGGACGCCCAAGCGGAGCAUCAGACUGCCUGUCGGUGCUCAUGUCGGACACAGAGCCUUCACCUGACCAGGUUUCUGUCGGGGCCAAACUAAACCUGCAUCACACCUUAACCACCCAACGCUGUCCGGGUGGGAUAUUACAGUUGCCAGCCAAAUGUGCCCAAUGUUUCAGUCGUUGCUGGAAAGUUGAUAAUUUGGCAGGUUGAGAACUUGUGUUUAUACUUUUUGAAGGAAGGGGAAAAAAAAAGAAAAGUUUGGCUGUUAAAAUACUGAAAGUAGCUCUAGAGUUUUGGAUUUGCACACUAGUGAAUGUUAAAGCUACUUCCCUGCUCUUUACACAAAGUUGUCGCACCGCUUAGCCCUCGAAUCCCUCCCCCUGACACGCCAUUGAUAUGUAAAUGACGGACAGCUUGUGUGACAAUGGCCGCACUGUCAUGGUAAAAUGAGUCAAACAGAGGCUGUUGCAUUUAUUGCCGCACGAGAAAAAACAGUAUUUGCGGGGCGCGCUGGGAAAAACUGUGAAAACCUGCAAUAAACGCAAUCAAAUGGAAGCUGUGGCGUGAAGAAGCAUCUCGUCAGUUCUGGACCGUCAUGUUAGGUAUAUUAUACGGAGGCCUCUGCAAACAUGCACAUACUCCCUCGCCCUCCCUUCCCCACUGCCUUUGCUGUGGGUGGACCACAGGCUCACCAUGCUCUCCCCGCUGAUGGAGCCCUCUCCACCACUAUGAGGGGAAAACUGGAGAGGUGCGGCCUCUGCCUUAUUUACACUGGACUUGCAUUUUCUUAGGUUUGGCACUGGCCAGGUAUGCGAGGGAUCCGGCAGGGUUGCAAAGCCUUCAUAACUAGGCCUCUGAAAAAGCUUAACAGUCGCUGUUGUAGGUCUUCACACACUGUUUUGAUUUCAGAAAAGUAAAGUGCAUGAAUACCUAAAAGGGAGCUUUACUUUGCGUCUGCGGGAACGGGAGUCAAAGGGAGAAACGUUUAAAUAUGUCUGCUGGCGAGAUUUUCCACACCACUGUGAUGUUGUUGUUGUUUUUUUUUUAUUUGAGUGUUUAUACAGCUGUGAUUUUAUAUCUUAUGCAUUUAUUAAAUGAGAUAUGCAGUGGAAAAAUAAAACCUCCGAAGCCUC